AUGGCAUGGAAUUCAACAAUUUUAAGCAUUUUUUUAAUAUUUAUUUGUAUUGAAAUGGUAUUGAUGGCGAAAAAAUCGAGAAAUACACGUGGAUGUUUAGCAGAAUUAAAAUGUGGAGACAAAUCGGAAAACCUAUCAAUUGCUGUUCAAGGUUUACCUGGUUUAGUGGGAGCACCAGGAUUAACAGGUUUACCUGGACCAAUGGGUCCAAGAGGUUUAACAGGUCCACCAGGUCGUGAUGGUUUUGCUGAACGACCUCCUUCAUUUUAUGCAGAAUUACGACGUUUAUUUUCUACAAAUAAUACUGAUAGUGUACUUCGACCAUGGUCAUUAAGUGAAACAGUAAAUGCACCUGAUGUAUCUAAUUAUUUUUCACAAGAAGAUGGAAUAUUUACUGUUCCUAUAGAUGGUCUUUAUCAUUUUUUUCUAACAAUAUCUGUUUCCAAAGCUAAGGCAUCAGUUUCUAUUGCUCGAAAUGGAGAACGUGUACGUACAGUUUGGAUAGAAUCAGUAGCAACAGCAAGUAAUGAAACAUUAGCAUGGGGUUGGGCAAGUGGUUCAGUUGAUUGUCUUUUAAAUUGUCGGACAGGUGAUCAAAUAUCAGCAGUUGCUUCUUAUCGUCCAAAUGAAAAUUUUAAUUCUCAUGUUUAUGGUUAUUCAUAUUCAACAUUUUCCGGAUAUAUGUUAAAUAAUGCUUAG
This is a messenger RNA of Adineta steineri, 699 nucleotides long. The record is from the annotation of a GenBank genome assembly. Lineage: Eukaryota; Metazoa; Rotifera; Eurotatoria; Adinetida; Adinetidae.